This is a messenger RNA of Annulohypoxylon maeteangense, 1119 nucleotides long. RefSeq names its product TauD-domain-containing protein. The transcript has 5 exons. The coding region runs from base 1 to 1119 and encodes 372 amino acids. The record is from RefSeq and is a predicted model, not a curated record. Lineage: Eukaryota; Fungi; Ascomycota; Sordariomycetes; Xylariales; Hypoxylaceae. Gene Ontology annotation, cellular component: cytoplasm. Gene Ontology annotation, molecular function: 2-oxoglutarate-dependent dioxygenase activity.
AUGGCACCUUCAGUUGCAGACGUAGUACCAAGCGCAUCCGAGUUGAAGGAGAAGGCGGAGCAAAAGCUCAACCGGGCAUACGACGCGGUCCAACACUCUGCAUACAAGUACACUAGUUACUUGCCAGUGUACGAUGAGACGACAACGUUCCCAGUAACGGAGCCUUUCGAGUUUGCUGAUAAGGGCCUCCUAGCAGACAAAGCCAAGCCUCAUCUCCUCGGACUGAAUGACCCUAAAGUGGUCAUUACCAAGCUGACCCCUCGCGUCGGCACAGAAAUCACUGGUCUCCAGCUUUCCGAGUUGACAGAUGAACAAAAGAAUGAGCUAGCCUUGUUGAUUGCUGAGAGAGGUGUUGUGGUGUUUCGAGGCCAGAACUUCAAGGACAUUGGCGUUGAGAAGCAAAAGGAAUUUGGCCGGUACUUCGGGCGCCUACAUGUUCACCCCGUUGGAGCUCACGUUGAGGGGGCCAUUGAAUUCCACAACAUCUAUCUUGGGCCGGAUAACCUCUACCGGAACCAGAGACAGACCGAAAAAUUGACCACCACCGGAUACCACUCGGAUGUUUCGUACGAGCAUCAGCCUCCGGGAAUCACACUUCUUACUCUACUCGCAGUGCCAUCAACGGGUGGUGAUACGGCGUGGACUUCCCAAGUUGCGGCGUACGAACGGCUCUCGGAGCCACUGAAGACGUUUUUGGAGGGCUUGCGCGCCGAACACAGCGGAUUUCCACAGGCUGAAAAUGCCCGUCGCGACAAACAUUUCGUAAGGCGCGAGCCCGUCAAGUCACACCAUCCCAUCGUUCGAGUACAUCCAGUUACCGGCCAGAAAGCGCUCUUUGUGAACCCGGGAUUCACCAAGAAGAUUGUAGGGCUGAAGACCGAGGAAUCCGACGCUAUCUUGAAGUUGCUUUUCAAGCAUAUCUCGCAGAGUGCGGAUGUCCAAGUCCGAGUGAAAUGGGACGACCAAACGGUAUCGCUCUGGGACAACAGGGUGACGGCUCACACUGCGAUAUCGGAUUACGAUGUGCAUAAUGAGGAAGAGGGCUUGCGCCACGGCUUCCGCAUCACCACUCUCGGCGAACGCCCCGUCGGAGUUAACGGUCUAGAAACUGUGUGGUAG